Chinchilla lanigera (long-tailed chinchilla) is the source of this 2627-nucleotide messenger RNA. RefSeq names its product RAB23, member RAS oncogene family (gene Rab23). NCBI's taxonomy places the organism in Eukaryota, Metazoa, Chordata, Mammalia, Rodentia, Chinchillidae. The record is from RefSeq and is a predicted model, not a curated record. Gene Ontology annotation, molecular function: GTPase activity; GTP binding.
AGUGGCUGUGUCAUUUUGCAUUCCCACCAGCAACAUGUGAGAGUUCCAGUUGCUCUGCCUUCUCCCCAGCACUUGAUCUGAGAGAAGAGUUAAUACCUGGAAUUCGAGUUGAUAAAGAAACCGUUUCUACUUCAAAAAUGUUGGAGGAAGAUAUGGAAGUGGCCAUCAAGAUGGUGGUUGUAGGGAAUGGAGCAGUUGGGAAAUCAAGUAUGAUUCAGAGAUACUGCAAAGGCAUUUUUACAAAAGACUACAAGAAAACCAUUGGAGUUGAUUUUUUGGAGCGACAAAUACAAGUUAAUGAUGAAGAUGUCAGAUUAAUGUUAUGGGAUACCGCAGGUCAAGAGGAAUUUGAUGCUAUAACAAAGGCCUAUUACCGAGGAGCCCAGGCUUGUGUACUUGUGUUUUCUACUACAGACCGGGAGUCUUUCGAAGCAGUCUCCAGCUGGAGAGAAAAAGUAGUAGCUGAAGUCGGAGAGAUACCAACUGUGCUGGUACAAAACAAGAUUGACCUCUUGGAUGAUUCUUGUAUAAAGAACGAGGAAGCUGAGGCACUGGCGAAAAGGUUAAAGUUAAGAUUCUACAGAACAUCAGUGAAAGAAGACCUCAAUGUGAAUGAAGUUUUUAAAUAUUUGGCUGAAAAAUAUCUUCAAAAACUCAAACAACAAGUAGCUGAGGAUCCAGAACUAAGGCAUUCAAGUAGUAACAAAAUUGGUGUCUUCAGUACAUCUGGGGGCAGUCACCUGAUUCAGAGUUCAAGUACCCUCAACGGCGGGGACGUCAUCAAUCUUAGACCUAACAAGGAGAGGACCAAGAAAAACAGGAAUCUGUUUAGCAGCUGUAGCAUACCCUAAAUGUUUAGGGGGGAAAUAAUUGAAUUACAUUCCACAAUUCACUAAGAAACACACCCAGGCGUCACGGUAUGUUCAAGCGUUUUAGCAGACUUAGGCCUGCUGGCUCCCUGACAGUGACACGUUUAACAUUGUGCUUUCCAGAACAUGGAGUGAGACCUCUGGUGGAAAUAUUACUGCGCUGUGGACUCAUUUUAAUUUUUUUUUUAACAUUAGAUGAACCUUGUCCUGUAUUUGAAGGAAUGCUGUGAGAAAUAGCAAAAGCAGGUUUUACUAAAUUGUAAAUGCUGAAAACGUGAAUGAAUGUCUAAAUGUGUUGGUCCAGAUUUUAAUAUUGUGCAUCAAGGAAAGAGCAAGCGUUCUUUUUCUGCAGCCGGCCAUCUAGCUUUUCUGGGAAGUAGUACUGAGCCUGACUACUUACAGAAAAGUCCUCCUGUGUGGUAAACUGCACCCUGCAGACUGCAUCCGUGUGUGCAGGACAGCAUCCCUGUGCAGUGUCUGAAUGCGGGGUGGGCGGACGCAUGCGGAGAGCUGUGUAGAGCACAUGGGAGGCCUGUGCAGGGCUCAGGGAAAUGUAGAUGGUACCGUGUGUGCGAUCAGUUACACACUGUGUGGGUGUAAGCUUUUAUCCUCAAGUAAGGAAUUCCAGCUCUGUAUUUUGCAGAAUGAGCUUCAACUAAAAAGUGCUUCGUGCCAAAAAUAUUAACCUAAUUUUUACAGCGCUUUACUAUCAGAAUUUAUAUUUUUUUCCUCUGUGGCAGAUUCAUAAAAGAGGGCUGUGUAGGUUUUAAGCCAGAGGUCUCUCUGGGAGACGCCCUGUCAGCCCUUUCCCGUGUGGCCGCUGUCAGCACGGAGGCUCGCACCAUCCUCGGACUGCCGUGUCCCUGGAGCUGUGCGGCAGCUCUGUGGCUGCUCAGGACAUUUGUGACAGUGCCUGAGCAGCCAGCACUUCGCCUGCUGACCAACAACUCAUUUUAAGAUUAUGCUAACCAUUUUUUAAAAUGCAUAAACGGUUAUCUUUAGCCCUAAUCCGAACUGUGGAUUUUAUAAUGCCCAGCAACUCUAAAGCAUCCUUUUGUUUACACAUUUUUGUACGGUACUGUAUUUUAAGGUUAUUGCCUAAAAUCUUCUAUUGCCUUUGGUUUGUAUAGCACUUUCUCAAGAGCUCUGGCAGUACUACAUAAAGAAUAAUUUAAGUGAUCUGAUAUGUAAUGACAUAACAGAGCAUGUAUUUUGUGAUUUGGGGCAGUAACCUUCCAAACAGAGGUAAUGAAACUCCAUAAAAACUGAUUACCAACCUAGGCAUAGUAGUGAUCCCAGCACUUGGGAGGCUGAGGCAGGAGGAUCAAGAGCUUAAGGCCGGGCUGGACUGUAUAGCAAAUUCAAGGCCAGUCUGGACCACUUAGUGAGACCCUGUCUCAGAAGCAAACAAUCCCCUAAAACAUCCUGAUUAUCAUUCAUCAUCAUUUAUUAUUUUGUAUUACUGGAGAUUAGCCCCAGGGCCUUCACACUGAGCUGCUCCCUAGCCCUUCGUAUUUGACACAGAGUCUCCUGAAUUGCUCAGGCUUGGCUCAAACUUGUGAUUUUUCUGCCUCAGCCUCCUAGAAUGCUAGGACUACAGGUAUGAGCCUGGCUUAGUAGUUUUAAUGUAUAAAUAACCCCUUUCAGUAUAUCUGGUUUUUAUAAGAUCGCUAAAUACAUAAAAAUAACUUCUUGGAAACUGUGUCAUGAAGUCAUUUUUCAUUAUUUUGUACUAAAUACAUGAGUAUUUUACAUUUC